AUGAAUGAAACUGAAAGAUAUGAAAGUACAGCUGUGCAAGGGAUUGUUAGUUAUUUAAAUGCAUUUAUUCAAACAAAAACGAAUUUAGGAAUUUCUAUUGAAAAGACAUUAAAAGGAUUACAAGAAGGUUUAAAGUCAACAAUCAUAUUAAUAACUUAUAUGCAAAGUUUCCAAAAUUUUAUCCCCCCACACACGAAUCCUAUUAACUUGUUUCAAAUGAAUGAAAAUGCAGAAAAAUUGAUUCGUAUGGCAAAGUCAUUUGGACUUGAAGUUACUUGUUCUGCAAGUGCUAUAACUCAACCACAAGCAGCUACUGCAUCACAAGUACUUGGUUUAUUAUGGCAAUUAAUUGACUAUGAUUUAAGAAAAACACUAGGAUCAAUGGAUUGUGAAGGAGAUGUAAUGAAAUGGGUAAACACAACAUUAGGAAGUAAAAGAAUGACAAACUAUACAUCAGACCUCCAAGAUGGAAUAAUUUUUCGAGACUUACUACGUACUCUUGGAAUUCCAUGUGGAAAUUCAUUAGAAGAUGUUAUAACUGCAUCAGGUACAAUAGGAUGUCAAUUAAUAUCAGUUGAAAGUGUACAAAAUUGUGUUGUUAAAAUGAACUUUGCAUUUCUUGCAGCGUUAAUGAAAUGGAAAAAAGAACAAGAUGAGAUUGAAAGAAAACGAAGAGAGGAACAAGAUAAAAUAAAUAAAGUUGAAGCAGAAAAACGUGCAAAAGAAGAAGAAGAAAGAAAAAAACAACAAGAAUUAGAACAACAGCAAAAAAAAAUUAAAGAAGCUAAAGAAAAAGAAGAUAAAGAAUAUAAUAGUUUAUUAGAAGAAAAAGAAAGACAAAAAAUUGUUGAUGAACAACAAAUGAAACAACUUGAAGAAAAGCAUGCAGAAGAAGAAAGGAAAAUGCUUGAAAAGUUAAAACAGGCACAAGAAGAAAGUGCUGGAAUAACAGCAGUAGAACAUCUUAAUAAUACACAAUUAGUAGAAGAGAAAGAAAAAUUAAAUGAUGAAAGUGAACGGAUUAGACAAGACAUUGAUGAAGCUUAUAAAAGAAAACAAACAACAAGAUUUGAGAUGUUAAGGUUACAAAGUGAUAAUAUUAGAAAUGAAAAGGAAUUUCAAAAAGAAUUUAAAGAAGCUGAUAGAAAGAAACAAGAAAUGAUUAAAAAAGAAAAAAGGAUGGAAGAACGAAUUCAAAACCUUCAUUAUGAAGAAUUAAGUGAAAAAUAUACAAGUAAAGUUGAUGAAAAUUAUAAAUUAAGUGGAGAAGUUCAUGAUAUGGAACAAAAGAAAGCUGAAUUAACCGAUUUACUCCAACAAAAAGAACGACAAACAAAAAGAGUUAAUAGUUUAAUUGAUGACGUCUCACAAGAGAUUCUUAAUGUUGAAAAAAGUAUUCUUCAAGAAAACAAAAGAAUUAAAGAUAAUAAAAGAGAACAAGCCCGUAUUCAAAAACAAAUAUCUGACAUUCAAACACAAACAAAAAUUGUUAAAAUGGAUACUCAUUCAAUUAUUCAAGAAAGAGAACAUAAUGAAAAACAAUUAGAUACUAAAUUAGAUAAAAUAGAUGAUGCUAAUUAUGAACUUGGAAAAUUAGAAAUGGCUAAUGCUGAUGCUGAACUGGAACAACAAGCUGCAAGUGAAGAAUUAGAUCAAUUUGUAGAAAGGUCCAAAAUUUUAUUACAGCAAAUGGAAAGUAAAAUAACUCGAGACUUAUCAAGAGAAAAGAAAGCUGAAGAAAGAAGUAAAAGAAAUCUUAAUAAAGAUAGAAAAAAAGCUAGAGAAAAAAGCAAACAAUUAAGAAAAGAAAAAGAUGCAAUUGAAAUUGAAGUUGAUAGUAAAAAACAUGAAAAAAGAAUGCAAGAAUCAAAAUUGGAUCGUAUAUCUGAACAAUACUUAGACAUUAGACAACAACAAAAUGAUGAAGAAAUUAAAUUAAAAAGUAAAGAUAUUGAUAUUGACAAUAAACUGAAAGAAAUCAAUUCAAGAAGAAAGAAACUAGGAGAGGCAAAAGGAAAAAGUAAAGUUGCACUACAAACAAAAGAAGGUAUUGGUAACAAACCUAUUGAAGUAUUAAGUCAAAGAGAUAAAGAGAUUUGCGAUGAUAUUCAUAAAAAAUAUGAAGAAGAACGUAGAAGAAAGAGAGAAGAUAUUGCUAAAUUUGUAGAAAGUGUUGAAAAAGAGCCAACACCACCUCUUACAGAAAAAACAGUUCUUCCAAAAUUAGUUAAUCAAGAAGAAAUAGAACGAGAAUUAGCAGAUAACCAUCUCCAACAUGUUAAACGAUUUGACCCUGUUCUUGAAUUAAGAAAACAAGAAGUUGAGAAAGUUAAAAAAAGAGAAAAUAUGAAAAAGCAAGAAGAACUUGACAGAAAAAAGAAAAUAGUUGAAUUAAGUGAGGCAAAAGUUGAGAUUGAAAAGAAGUUAAAAGAAGAAGAGCUAAGAAUUGUUGAAGAGUUUAAACAAAAAAGAGAAAAAUGGAGAAAAGAAAGAAAAGAAAUUUAUAAAAGAAUUUAUGAUAUUGUUGAUAUAACUGACUAUAUUAAAGAAGAGCCUGUUGAACUAAAAGGAGUCAUUGAGAAUAAUGCUAGUGAAAAUGCAAGUUUAUUAGUUAAAUGGGACAAUGUUAAAGAAGUUAGUGAAAUGUUUAAAAAAUGGGCUAUUCAAAGAAAUGCUUUUAUUGAUAAAUUUGACUCAACAAGAAAAGAUGGAUUUAGUCGACAAGUUAAAUGUACGACAAGUCCUAUCUUGGAUGAAAAAGUUGACUUAUUAAGUUUGAGAAAAUUGAGUGAUCAAAGUUCAGAAAAGAGUAUUUAUGGUAAGUCUAAACAACGACAAAAAGUUAUGGAAUUAGCUAUGAAAAAAGAAAUGGAAGAGUCUAAUAAAGAUAGACUACAUACACCAAGGUUUGAAAUGGCUCAAGGAAAUAGUCCAUUAUUUGAUGAAAAUGGACAUUUGAAUCCUAAAGAGAAGAGAAGAAGAGUUAAAGAAAAUGGUUGA
This is a messenger RNA of Entamoeba nuttalli P19, 3000 nucleotides long. RefSeq lists its product as hypothetical. Bases 1 to 3000 code for a protein of 999 amino acids. The record is from RefSeq and is a predicted model, not a curated record. NCBI's taxonomy places the organism in Eukaryota, Evosea, Mastigamoebida, Endamoebidae. The transcript has 2 exons.